UAUGUAAUUUACACAACUAGAUGAAACUAUGUAAUACAUAUUUUCUCAUGUUUAGUGAAGAAUCAUCUCCUGAUAAACCUAUCUAAGAGACAAAAAAAUACCAAUUAACACCUAUCCUUUUGCCAAUUACGCCAACAAGAAAACUUCAAGAUGUUCAUUCUUAUUACUCAAAAUAAAGUAUCAGCCCACUUUCAAAUGGUGAUGAAGAGUAAUUUGAAGAUUUUGAAGAUCUAUAAGUGAUGUCUAAUAAAAGUAGUGACACUCAAUUACUUACUGGUUUAAAUACUUGUCCUAUUUUGACCGAUAACAGAAGAAAAAGUUAGGAAUAAAUUCAAUUGUCGUAAGUAAAAGUUCUUAUUAUCCUAGUAUAUGUUUUAUUAUAAAUCAAGUCAAAAAAUAUCUAUUCCUCGUGCAUCUAUAUUCAAAAUUUAACAUUUAACACAGAAAAAGCCAAAACAAACCAAUAUUAACUUAGCUUCAACCAAAGAAUGAGU
Paramecium pentaurelia is the source of this 494-nucleotide messenger RNA. Lineage: Eukaryota; Ciliophora; Oligohymenophorea; Peniculida; Parameciidae. The record is from the annotation of a GenBank genome assembly.